AUGACGACUCUGGAUACGCUUUGCAGUAACCUGAAUUUUAACUAUGAAUCACUGCUGCUUUCAUCCUCUGACAAAAAAGAGUAUGCAGAUGCUCGAAUGGCAUUUCAUCAUUCUAUCGAGUCUAUUCGCAACCAGGCAUUGUUUUCGGUGAUACUGAUGCGACAGCUUUUGGCCAAACUUCGACCAGAAAAUGCAGACCCAAAUAUCGCACUACUAUUGCCAGAUAUAUUUCCAGAAAGUAGCGAGUCAUUGUGUUCAGUCAUACUAGAAGCAUUAUUGCGAGCACCGGGUUUAACUCGAGCUCAACACAUCAGUGUGUUGAGCAGACGCGGCGAAAAACUUCAUGAUAAACUACCAAAAGCAUUCGAGCAUAUUAAAAUGCAUUGGGAUUGGAGCUCAACCCAGCUACUUUCUUCAUUUGAUGUAGUGAUUGUGGUUUGUUCUGCCAUGCAUUUCCCUCUCACUCAAGAGCUUAUUCUUAAUCAGAUCUCAUACUCAAAAACGCUCUUUUUUGUUACGACAAAUGGUGUUACAAUCAACCGUGCUAAAAAUAUGAUUAAAAGCAGUGCAGUUGUUAUACCUUGUUUUGAUUAUCAAUCAGAAUUACUCGGGCACAGAUUUGAUCAGCAGUGCCAUAAAUACAAGGUCUGCUUUAAUUUGUUAAAACCACAACCUGCUCAAUGGAAGCCGGAUCUAGUUGACAAAGUCAAGUUUGGUAUUUUAGAUUGGAACUGUUCAGCAAGUAUGCCAUUCCACCAUUUAAUUAUCCCAGUGCAGUUUUGGAUUUUUCCAGGAAUGAAUAGAUCAAUUUACAUGUGUCUGACUCGAUAA
This is a messenger RNA of Batrachochytrium dendrobatidis JAM81, 831 nucleotides long. RefSeq lists its product as uncharacterized. Bases 1 to 831 code for a protein of 276 amino acids. The record is from RefSeq and is a predicted model, not a curated record. The transcript is spliced from 4 exons. Lineage: Eukaryota; Fungi; Chytridiomycota; Chytridiomycetes; Rhizophydiales.